AACAAACUCAAGAAAGUUAUAUCUCGAAAAUGUCAACAAACAGAUAAAUAAAUAAAUAAAAUUCUGGAAAGCUUCACUGUUAUUUUUUGAUAAGGCUGAUUUUGCCCUCAAAAUCUUGUGUGUAAAAAUUGUUUUGUACAAUUAUUGGUGGUGAAAGAACGAUCGAAUCGAAUUUAACAAAGAAUCAAGAUUUUUAAGGAUUUAGAAUUAAUUGCGUACUUACUUAAAGUUGGACACUUUACUAACGUAGUAAAAUGCCUGCAAGGCAAGAAUGGAGGGGAGAAUUCAGGACGCAAAUUUUAACAAGGUUGUAUGAUAGGAAUAAACGAGAAAAUCGUGGAUUUACCGAACUAUUCCAGCAUCAUGAACGAUUGUUUGAAAACUGGGCAUCUAUCCGACAAGAAAAUCUUCGUCUGCAAAUGGAACAACGUGGCGAUAGGAGGCCCUCGUCGUCAGGAUUGACGGAAGAAAGGGAAAAGGCCCUGGAACAAAAGGUCAUGGGGUUACAAGAAGAACUCACUGAAAUGCAUAGAAAACGAGGCGAAAAUGCAUCCCAAGUACUCAGCUUAUCAGCCAAAUUGACGGACAGGGAGGCGGAAAUUAGCGAGGAAAAGGAAAAGAUGGGCCAAGUACAAACACAACUUGCUGGAUGUGUGGCAAAGGCUGCUGAUUUGGAGGAUCAGAUGAAAUUUUUUCAAGCUAAAUCACAAGAGUUGGAAGCUACCAACGAGCUAUUGCGGGAUGAGCAUCAAGCCCUUCAGCUAGCUUACAAUUCCCUAGAGGAAAAAUAUCUAAAGAAUUUGAAGGAAAAUUCACAGCUUGUUCAACGAUACAUUGAGAUAAAGGCACAACAUGCAGACCUUAUGAAUCAGGAAAACGAAAAUUUCGUCAAAAAAAGACAGGCAAAAGUUCAAAAGGAAUUGGAAGAUGCAGCAAAAGAGGUUAAAACCGUUGUCGAAGUAGAGGAUGCUUCCGCGGUUACCCUUGUUCCGGAAGCAACCCCCUCAGUUCCUCCUCUAGGCUUAGAUUACUGCCUUGUGCCAAAAACUGUUUCAUAUAUCUUUGAUAGUACAGAGGGUGAGCUUUACACGGUUCGAUGGAGUCCCAAUGGAAAACAUUUCCUAACGGGUGGCGCCGACCGAAAAGUGAAGCUUUGGGAGUGCACGUCCAAUGGUCCCGAACUCCGCGCAGCCUUGACCGGGGCUAACGCUUCCAUUAUGAGUGUUGACUUUGACAAUUCUGCAAACUUUAUGUUGGCUUCGUCCAGUGAUUAUGCGAUUAGAGUGUGGACUGUUGACGAUCAUCGAUUGCGGCAUACGCUGACAGGCCACAGUCAGAAAGUAUUAGCGGCUCGAUUUUUGGGAUCGUCAACUAAAGUAGCGAGUGGAUCGCAUGACCGAACUUUGAAAGUGUGGGACCUUUCCGCUCGAGCAUGUAUCUCCACCAAGUUUGCCGGAUCAAGCUGUAAUGACCUCGUUUGCGUUGAUGGGUCAAGUAUAAUUUCCGGUCACUAUGAUAAGCGAAUACGCUUUUGGGACGCGAGAACCGACAGCCCAACGCAAGAAGUCAACUUAUGUGUUUCAGGCCGGAUCACGUCACUGGACUUAUCAUUGGAUAAGAACUACCUGAUGGCAUCCGUACGAGACGACUCGCUUGCCGUGCUCGAUUUACGGAUGAACACAAUCGUUGGGCAAUACAGCGCGGAAGGCUUCAAGAUAAGUUCUGACUUUGACCGUUGCUGCUUCUCCCCUAAUGCAGUUUACAUUGCCUGUGGCUCCUCGGAUGGGUCAAUUUUCGUGUGGAAUGUGAUGGAAAAUAAAUUGGAUUCUGUUCUCAAACAGCACUCGGGCCCGGUCAUCGCAUGUCAUUGGCACCCCAGAGGCGUGAGUUUGCUGAGUGCAGAAAAAUCUAAGAAAAUUGUAAUUUGGACGCCUUGAAGAUCUGAAGAAAUCACAUUGUCGGCGCUAUAGCGCAGCUAUAGCGCAAAAUGAGAUUCGCAAAACUAUGCAAAAUUAUGCCAUAAUUUUGAAUUUGUUGAUAUUCACAUAA
Messenger RNA from Folsomia candida, 2049 nucleotides. RefSeq names its product autophagy-related protein 16-1 (gene Atg16). The record is from RefSeq and is a predicted model, not a curated record. Bases 255 to 1937 code for a protein of 560 amino acids. Gene Ontology annotation, biological process: autophagosome assembly. Gene Ontology annotation, molecular function: protein binding. Gene Ontology annotation, cellular component: autophagosome membrane. Lineage: Eukaryota; Metazoa; Arthropoda; Collembola; Entomobryomorpha; Isotomidae. The transcript is spliced from 15 exons.